Pyrus x bretschneideri (Chinese white pear) is the source of this 1177-nucleotide messenger RNA. RefSeq names its product transcription factor MYB35-like. The record is from RefSeq and is a predicted model, not a curated record. Bases 1 to 1068 code for a protein of 355 amino acids. The transcript is spliced from 3 exons. Lineage: Eukaryota; Viridiplantae; Streptophyta; Magnoliopsida; Rosales; Rosaceae.
AUGGUGAGACCUGCUUGUUGUGACAAGCUGCAUGUGAAAAGGGGCACUCUUUGUACUGCGGAGGAAGAUGCAAAGAUACUUGCGCAUGUGUCGAAGCAUGGCCCCAGUAACUGGACUUCUGUUCCCAAAAAAACAGGAGUUACAAGAUGUGGAAGGAGCUGCAAGCUUAGGUGGACUAAGCACCUCAAGUCUAAUCUGAAGCAUGAAUCCUUCACGCCCCAUGAGGAGGAAUUGAUUGUCAGGCUUCAUGCCACAAUAGGUAGCAGAUGGCCAACAAUAGCUCAACACCUUCCUGGGAGGACAGACAAUGAUGUAAAGAACUACUGGAACACUAAGCUGAAGAAGAAGCUCUCAGAAAUGGGAAUUGAUCAUGUUACUCAUAAGCCGUUCUCUCAAAUCUUAGCGGAUUAUGGAAACAUCGGUGGCCUCCCGAAAGUUGGAAUGAGAAUCGGGAUCGGUUCUCUCAACAAGGACUUGAGGAACGCGAUGCUGAUGAAGCCAGCAGAGCCAUACUCAUUGCCAGCACAAGGGUUUUCCAACAUCAACAGCCAUUUGAUGCCAAUUACAAUGAUACCAACCAAAGCGGAGCCAAUUCUAGACAGUUUCUUGGGCCACACUCAACCGGGCAGCCAACCCCCGGAUCUUCUCACACAGCUGCAGGCCAUAAAAUUGGUGACAGAAGCCUUCAAAUCCACCGAAUCCCAAUCUUCUGCACCAAAUUUUUGCAGUCACGAAGGAACAUUGUCAUCAUCGUCUUCUACUUCAUCUGCAACACAAGAGCAGGCAACCCUGCAGGCGUUUAGCUGGAGCGAUUUUCUCCUUGAAGACGCGUUUAUGCCAAUUGGUGACGCCCAAGAACACGAAAACAAGGCUGAGUAUUCAUCGAAGGACCAAGCACAAGUAGCAAUACAACAAAGCCAAAUCGACGUGGAUUAUGCAAUCUCAACAAACGAAGUUGAAGCUACAUCGGCGGCAUGUGACAGUUCGUUUGUGGAAGCCAUGGUAGCUAGAGAGAAUGAGAUGUUCUUGGAGUUUCCUGAACUCAUGGAAGAACCAUUCUACUACUGAGUUAAAAUUUACUCCAAAGUUAUGGUACUAAUUUUGCAAACAAUAAGAUUCUUUGUAUAAGAUGAAAGUCAUAAGAACUAGCUUAUAUAUAGGGCCUUGUGUUGGAACU